Molecule: messenger RNA, 3990 nt
Organism: Labrus mixtus (cuckoo wrasse)
Lineage: Eukaryota; Metazoa; Chordata; Actinopteri; Labriformes; Labridae
Gene: fam168a
Product: family with sequence similarity 168 member A
Exons: 9
Coding region: 248-967 (239 amino acids)
Biological process (GO): positive regulation of base-excision repair
Source: RefSeq, a predicted model, not a curated record
CUCCCUCCCGGCAGUGCAUCCCCCAUCCCCCACACGGUGGCCGUCUCUUUGGGUGAAAGCUGUCUCUCCCUGCGCCACUGGCCCGACCGACAAAACGUUGCUGUAGCAGAGUCAGUCCGCACCGACCUGAGGCAGACACACGGGACAAACACACGUACGCACAAGUGGAAUCUUUUUUUUUGGUUCAACCGAGUGACUUUGAUUUGCAUAUCCACUUCCACUCCUUCCUCAUUUGCAUACAGCAAGAAUGGCGAGCGGGCAUCCCACAGACAAAUUCAGUUUCAUGUAUCAACCAGACACGCACAAGAGCAAGAACAGGUUAUCUUCAGCUAUGAAUCCAGUCUACAGCCCUGUUCAGCCUGGCACCCCCUAUGGAAACCCCAAGAACAUGGCCUUUGCAGGCUAUCCAGGAGGGUAUCCUGCCACGGCUCCCACCUACACACCCAACCUCUAUCAAACAGGCAGUCCUGGGUAUCCACCAGCUUGGUUUUGUCUUUUGGAAGAGUCAAACAAAAUAUCAGGAUAUACCUCAGCAGGCACCCCGUACAAAGUGCCCCCCACCCAGUCCAAUGGAGCGCCCCCUCCUUACACCCCAACCCCCACCCCAUACCCAACAGCCAUGUACCCCAUCCGCAGUGCCUACCCUCAGCAGAACCUAUACGCACAGGGAGCGUACUACACCCAGCCCGUGUAUGCGGCUCAGCCACAUGUGAUCCAUCACACCACGGUGGUGCAGCCUAACAGCAUCCCCUCCACAGCCCUCUACCCAGCCCCUGUCCCCGUACAAGCUCCCCGCAACAAUGGCAUGGCUGCUAUGGGGAUGGUAGCCGGGACAACCAUGGCCAUGAGUGCAGGGACCCUGCUGACAACGCCCCAGCACCCCCAAAUUGGAGGUCACCCAGUUACUGUGCCAACCUACAGGCCCCAAGGGACACCUGGGUACAGCUACGUACCGCCUCACUGGUAGAGCCCACCCAUCAUAUCUGGAGUCCACCAUCGUAUGCAACUGCUCAAAUCUUACACGGGCUCCCACUGGUAACCACGGGAACUCGGCACCUGUCUGCAAGAACAAACUAAAGUGCAACAGCCACUUUACUAUUAUUGUUAUUAUUAUUAUUAUGCGACUUUCUCUACCUUUCUUUUUUUAAAUAGCUGCUUUUUAUUUUUUACUCUAUUCAUUUGCCAACCAGUCAUUACCUUAUUUUGUAAUUUUUUUUUUUUUUUUUUUUUUUUUACACAUUUUAUUUCCUCACUUUACUUUGCUCCGUCUAUCAUUGGAACUCCAGAAGGACUCUUGACCAAUCACAGGUGUCAGUUGCCUCCUGUUUCUGUGUUGUGCUGGUGUGUGUGGUCCUUCCUGCUGCUGCUCAGUUGGCUGGAAAAUAUUCAGGCACUUACUCCCUUGUUAUCAUCUCCAUCGGUCUCUACAAAGACUUAUUGACUUAUGCUGCCAAAUUUUCUUACAACUAGUUAUCAGCACAGGGUUUUAACAUCAUUAGGAGUUACUUCAUUUCUUUUUGAUAAUCUGUCUUCUUACCACACCUUUAAUUUUCAUACCUUUUUGUUCCUCUUUUUUCUUUGAACUACUUUGUUUUAAUUUCCAGUUUAAUCUCGGCCGUCUUCCAGCGAGUAGCUGUCCGUCAGGCAGCAGUCAGUCAAUCAUGCCUGUUUCGUCUCCAUACGAGUGCUACAUUGCUCUGAGCGGGGCACACUUACCGACCGUUACCCAUCCUACUGUGUCCCAGUGUUUCCACAUUAGCAUCGUAGCUACGUCACACUAAGAAAACACCACGUACUUCAUGCUACAUACUAUGCAGGCUAGUAUGUUGUGACACUAUCAAAAUCUUAAUCUUAGCGUAGGUGAAAAGGUGAAGACAAAUAUGUGCAAGUAUUUAUAAUAACUAGGUGGUCGUGUACACCACCUCACAUGCACACACACAACCACGCGCGCGCGCGCACACACACACACACACACACACACACAGGCUCCUGUGGUGUGGCGGGAAACAUUGUUUAGUGGCACUUACUGAACCAAACUUCCAGUUAUGUUGUUACUGAUCAACACACACACACACACGUGGAUUUGUAAGGGUUUGCAUGGCAGACAGUGAAGAAGGACUUUAAAGGGAUUGUUUGAGCGCUACGAGAGCAGAGCAGGAGGAGACAGAGAGAGCAGACCGUGAGGGAGGAGGAGAAGGAGUUAAUAUAGUCACAGUCAGUCAUUUUUUUCAAGGUACAAAACAUUUAAGUUUGUGACAGCUCACCUGCAAGAGACUGCACGGACGCACUGCUUUUUUUUGUUGCACUAUUUGUAUUGUACAUUGAUUUCUCACUAAUGUGAUUAUAUCAUCUCCUCCUCCUCCUUGUCUUAAUAUAACCAAGCACUCCAACAGAUCAAAACCCAGACUCUUGAGUAAACAUUUGAUGAUGGACCGGUCAAUAAAUGUGCUGAUAGAUGAAUAGGAUUCAAUCCGCUUGUCCAUUCCACUACGCUGUGAGUGCUGAGAAGAGCAAGCCAUUGACGUGGCUGCCUUGUUGUGCAGCACAGUUGAGUGAAACAGAGUCCAGUCAGAGGCUGUGGUGUUUUUACAGCAGGUCCAUGUCAUGUUAAAGUCAAAAUGUAACUUCUUGGGUAUUCCCAUGUGAAUUGAAAAGCUGAAACGCGAGCGCUCUAAUUAUAAAUCUGUGAAAGUAUUCCGAAAUAUUUUCAAAAGUAAUGAGCCAAGACGACAGUGUCACUCUGUCUCUUCAUUUUAAACUGGUUCAGUUCAGGGCAGAGGACAAGUUAAAGCUUGACCUCUAGUAACUAAAAGGAGAACAAUCCACUGCUUUAUUCUUCAAACAUCACAGAAUUACACAUAUCUGCUUUUACUGACUGCAUUUAAAAUAAAAUAAAAAUAGACAUCCAGCAUAAUCCUCCAUCAAAUGACAACUGUCUUAAGAGGAGGAGAAUAUUCAAGCCAACGAGACAUGGACCAUAUGAAGCCAUUUUCUGUUGCCUUUUUAUGCUUAUACAUAUUGAAAAAAAAAAAAGGCAUUUAUGAACAUGCAAAUGGCUUUCACAGCCACAGUGUGAAGAUCUUCAUACGCUGAGUAGUGGUGGUGGGGUUUAAUAAUUAGGUGAGACCUGUGGUAUUUUUUCAGGAGUUACACACAAAAAAAAAGACUUCAAGAAUCUGUAGAGGACAGAUCAGUAUAACAAAAAGCAUUUACCGCGCAGGUAUGUAGAUGGCGUGGUUUGAUAUUGCAAUAAAAUAAUAAGAGGGAAUGCCUCCCACUGUUAACAUACAGUAAUUAUUUUAUCAGCGUUUUGACUUGAUUUAAAAAAAAAAAAAUGUAUUGUUGUAAUCUCUAAGUAUGGAUUACAGGCUCUGUAUGCAGCCUCCACUCAAUAAUUAUUACACUUACUGCUAAGAAGACUAGAACAUAUCAAGAAUUUGGGUAUUGAAUAACCUUGUGAGGAAAUAUUGCACAACAUAAGACAGAAAAAAUAAAAAAAACUUGGUGACUAUAAUUUAAUGCUAAGUAACAGGUACCUAGGCUUUGUAGUGCUGGUGGGAGGAAGAAGCAAUUUAUAUUGUAAUUAAGAAUAAAACAAUAAGGUCGAGUGUUUGAGGUAUUCUUAGUCCAGAUGUUUGUACACAAGUAGGUCAAUUCUCAAGAAAAUAUGACAUCAAGCUGCUGUCGCAUGAAAACAAUCAACCUUUGAGCUUAUUUUUUAAACCAAUCUCUGUAUUUUAGAAGAUGGAAGGAUCUUGUACAUUCAGAUUUAAAAAGCUGAAAGACGGAAAAAUACAGAAGCAGUUUUCUUGCGACAGCAGCGAUGUCACUUGUCAUUAGGAUUUAUUUAACCAACCACUACUUCUUUCAGUAUUGUUUCCCCCCCCUGUCCUUCCCUCUGGUCAAAUAAGCAUAAUGGGUAUGCAUAAUAUUCAGGUGUAUUACACUAUAGCAUUGGAUCUCUAAGUAAAAAAAAAAAGAAAAAAAAAA